This is a messenger RNA of Vicia villosa (hairy vetch), 2914 nucleotides long. Its product is annotated as type IV inositol polyphosphate 5-phosphatase 7-like. Gene Ontology annotation, molecular function: inositol-polyphosphate 5-phosphatase activity; phosphatidylinositol-3,4,5-trisphosphate 5-phosphatase activity; phosphatidylinositol-4,5-bisphosphate 5-phosphatase activity. NCBI's taxonomy places the organism in Eukaryota, Viridiplantae, Streptophyta, Magnoliopsida, Fabales, Fabaceae. The coding region runs from base 456 to 2261 and encodes 601 amino acids. Gene Ontology annotation, biological process: phosphatidylinositol dephosphorylation. The transcript has 13 exons. The record is from RefSeq and is a predicted model, not a curated record.
UGCUUAAAUUCACCGGAAUCUCGUUAAAUAGAUUAUUAUAUUUGAUCUCAAUUUUAUUAUCCACCUCUCUCUAUCUAGCAUCACUUUAUUCUGUUGAAAUUCGAUACUUUGCUGUUGUUUCAGAGAACGAGGACUCAAAGAGAGAGAAACUCACACACACUCUCUCUCACACACAAAGAGACACACUUGUUCAAAGUUGAAAGUUAAAAACCAUCUCUCUCUCUCUCUCUCUCUUUAUUUCUUUCUUUCUUUGCCUGUCACAAUGUCUUGUUCCAGGACUACUUCACAAUCUCACCUCAUUUCCUACCAUUACUAAUUCCUCACUUUCUCACUUACUCACUUCCUAGCUACCCUCUCUCUCAAAUCACACUCACAACAACAUCUUCUCAAUUAACACAAACUAGUAACUCUAACAUACUUGACUAGCUGCUGCAUGAAGUAGAAUAAGAUUAACAAUGACUGAUGUGUAUACAAACAAAACCAAGCUCUCAUGGUCAAAGAGAAUGGUCAGAAAAUUCUUCAAUAUCAAAUGCAAAACUCAAGAAGACACUACUAAUCAUCCAAGGGAAGCUUUUGCUUCUAGAGGAGGUCAUGGAUUAGAAUUCAGAAGCAGAAGCAGCUUAUCUGAGAGAGAGCCAUGCACAAUCAAGAAGAGCAAAACAGAGAAAUUUAGCAGGAGUUCUGAUCAUGUUAGGCGAGCGAGAAUGAACCUUGACCAUCCUAGAAUUAUAGAUGUUCACAACUAUAGCGUUUUUGUUGCUACAUGGAAUGUGGCUGGAAGAUCGCCGCCGAGUGAUUUGAGCAUCAAUGAUUGGCUUCAAGCCUCGCCGCCUGCAGAUAUUUAUGUUCUCGGAUUUCAAGAGAUAGUUCCCUUGAAUGCUGGUAAUAUCUUAGGGGCUGAAGACAAUGGUCCUGCUAAAAAAUGGCUGGCUCUCAUUGGAAAUACUUUAAACAAUCUUCCCGGUACGAGUGGAGGUAGCGGAUACUACACGCCUUCUCCUAUUCCUCAGCCAGUUGUAGAAUUGAAUGCAGAUUUUGAGGGAUCAGCUAGGCAGAACAAUUCGUCAUUCUUCCAUCGGAGAUCCUUCCAAACAACUUCUAGCAGCUGGGGAAUGGACAAUGAUCCCUCAACCGUGCAACCGCGACUAGACCGAAGAUUCAGCGUAUGUGAUCGUGUGAUUUUUGGUAACAGAAAAAGUGAUUUUGAUCCUAGUUUUAGAUGGGGUUACAGGCCUAGUGACUAUUCAAGAGCAAGUGACUACUCUCGAACGAGUGACUAUUAUUCAAGGACAAGUGACUACUCUCGACCGAGUGACUAUUCAAGAUGGGGUUCGUCUGAUGACGACAACGGCCUCGGAGAUUCUCCGAGUACAGUCUUGUUUUCACCGAUGUCUUAUGGAGGACCUGCUGCCUCUGGCGAAGAUGGACAUGGCAUGCCAGGGCGAUCGAAGUACUGUGUUGUUGCAAGUAAGCAAAUGGUCGGAAUCUUUCUUACCGUUUGGGUAAGAAGUGAAUUGAAGGAUCAUGUUAAAAACAUGAAAGUAUCAUGUGUUGGUAGAGGAUUGAUGGGUUAUCUUGGAAAUAAGGGAUCCAUCUCAAUUAGCAUGUCUCUGCAUGAAACAAGCUUCUGCUUCAUUUGUAGCCAUUUAACCUCAGGACAGAAAGAGGGUGAUGAACUAAGAAGAAAUUCUGAUGUAAUGGAGAUUCUUAAGAAGACAAGGUUUCCGCGCGUUCACGGAUCUGACAAUGAGAAGUCUCCAGAGACAAUCCUUGAGCAUGAUCGAAUCAUAUGGCUUGGAGAUUUAAAUUAUCGAAUAGCCCUCAACUACCGUUCUGCUAAGGCACUUGUCGAGAUGCAAAACUGGAGAGCAUUGUUGGAAAAUGAUCAGUUGCGAAUAGAGCAAAAGCGAGGUCGCGCAUUUUCUGGAUGGAAAGAAGGGAAGAUCUAUUUCCCUCCAACAUAUAAGUAUUCAACAAACUCAGAUAGAUACGCUGGAGACGAUAUGCAUCCGAAAGAGAAAAGACGAACACCUGCUUGGUGUGACCGGAUUUUAUGGUACGGAGAAGGCCUGCAUCAAUUAUCUUACGUACGCGGAGAAUCAAGAUUUUCAGACCACAGACCAGUUUAUGGCAUGUUUUGGGCUGAGGUUGAAUCAAAUCACGGAAAAUUGAAGAAAAGUAUUAGCUGUUCGCGAUCCAGAAUCCAGGUCGAGGAACUUUUGCCAUAUUCCCACGGAUACACCGAGUUAAACUUUUUCUGAGGACUAGAUACGAGAUACGCGCAGCCUUAUUCAACAAGCGGGAGUUCCUUUGAACAUUCAUGACAGAGACAAAGCACUUCCCAAAUACCAAGAAAGGUACUAAUAUGUAAUUUUACUUAACCCUCAUGCCUUACCCAACAACAACACAUGUUCAGUAGAUUCCAUCAAACACCAAACAUCAUCAUCAUAAUGUUGUUAAUGUUAACUCUAACUCAUGCCAGCUUCAUACUUUGAUAACCAUUUAACAAACACAAAACUUUACAUUGUCUCUUCCUGCAACAUCAUUAUUAUACAGGAGUGUGAAAGAAGAUGAAGAUAUUAUUUUAUUCAUGAUUCUUUAAUUAUUUUUGGAGAAUAUUCAUGAUGACUGAAUGAAAGUGAUGCAUUGUCAAAAUCAUCAUUUGAAGGAGUUCUAACUUUUAUUAUUAUUUUUGGUUCUAAUGAUAAGAAAAUGUGAAUUUUGAUAUUUAUACUGAUUGUAACAGUGAUGAAAAAAAAGAAAUUGUACAAAAGAAAGAGAAUGAAAUUUAUAGUUAAUUAAUGAUAGAAUUUCAGAGGUUGUAGUGGUUCUUUAUAUGAUUAGUGAGUUUACUGAUAAAGGUGGUUUUGUCAUCAUUAUAAGUAGCAUGCUCUUCUUUUUAUUACUGAGUUAU